UACUUACAGUCACGCCAGUAGAAGAAGAAGGUCACACGGGGCUCCUGGAGAAUUUCGGCACAGCAUCAGCAUGUUAAUUUUUGCUUUCCUGUUUAUUUACGUAAGAUUAUAUUGAUGCUUGUAACAUUUGUUUCUGGGCAAAGAUGACCACUCAGGCUGUACGUCUUUUCCGUAAAAUGGACGGUCUGUUCGCUGUUUACAAACCGCAGGGAGUUCACUGGAAACAUGUUCGUGAUAGCAUAGAGUCCAAUUUAUUAAAAGCGCUGAACUCCUGUCCUCCUCCUGCUCCUCAGCGUGCGGUGCAGUUCCAGCUUCUGUCCCGUGGAGACAACAGCAGCUCCAAAGAUCUCGUAUUAUCACCCUCUAUGGUCCCCACACUGGCAGACCAUCCUCUAGUGACAGGGCCACAGUUUCAUAAGGUUCAUGUCGGAGUUGGUCAUCGAUUGGAUGCUUUUUCCUCCGGGGUGUUAGUUUUAGGCGUUGGGAAAGGAAAUGGAGUGCUGGAGCAUCUGUGCAAAUCACAUGUAACUCGGGACUACACACUUGAGGGGGAGUUUGGAAAAGCCACUGAUAAUUUCACUUACACAGGCCGAGUCAUUGAAAAAACCACAUACGACCACGUUACCCUGGAUAAGCUCGAGAGAGUUCUUGCCAUGAUACAGGGAGCCAACCAGAAAGCCUUAAUUACGUAUUCUCAGGUGGAUCUGAGCACUCAGGAGGCUUACGAGCUUGCAGUGAGGGGUUUAUUGUAUCCUCAUGGUAAAAGCCCACCGAUUCUGACUGGUCUGCGAUGCAUACAUUUCAAUCCACCACAUUUCACACUGGAGGUCCAGUGUGUGAAUGAGACUCAGAAAUAUCUGCGUAAAUUGAUUCAUGAGGUUGGACUAGAGCUGAGGACAUCCGCAGUCUGUUCUGUAGUGCGUCGUACACGAGACGGUCCCUUCAAAGUAGAGAAUGCACUCACCCGACAACACUGGACUGCUGACAGCAUUAUUCAAGCUAUUGCUCAUUUUAGCAAGACUACUCGCAAAAUCAGGAAGUCAGAAAUGUACAGGCAGACUGCUGCUCAAUCGAACUCAAGCGUAGAGGUCCAAGAGCAAACCAGAAGUCCAACUGAGCAAAUAAAUUAACAGUAUGUCGAACUCGCAAGCUCUACUUCUGAUACAGUUGUGGACAGAGAGACACCUGUGACACUGAGCGAGGGGAGAACAAAACAUGAAAUUAAAUGUAUCAUCUGCCUCAUCAUGAUUUUAUUUCUGAAUUCUGAGAUGUAUUUGUCUAUUCAAUAUAACUUAUGAAUUUGUUAUAUGAUCAUCAGUGUGCAUCAUUAAAACUGUAUUUUAGUUAU
Messenger RNA from Carassius auratus (goldfish), 1348 nucleotides. It is a transcript of the gene trub2, whose product is annotated as TruB pseudouridine (psi) synthase family member 2. The record is from RefSeq and is a predicted model, not a curated record. The coding region runs from base 144 to 1130 and encodes 328 amino acids. Gene Ontology annotation, molecular function: RNA binding; pseudouridine synthase activity. Gene Ontology annotation, biological process: RNA processing; pseudouridine synthesis. The transcript is spliced from 8 exons. NCBI's taxonomy places the organism in Eukaryota, Metazoa, Chordata, Actinopteri, Cypriniformes, Cyprinidae.